CUCAGCUUCACUUUUGGUGUGUGCUCCAUUUAGUGUUCAUUUCAUUUCUCCAAAAACCGUUAUAAACUUGCCAGUUUUUUCAGCUCCUUAUUACUCACUGCCUUUGUUUCCUCAGAAGAUAAAUCAAUCGAACAAUCUUCCUUCAUUUUUGUUGUAAAUCGUGCAUUGAAACGAAUCAUGAAGGCUAGAUUAGUAGUUUUUCCAAUCAGGGGAAGGAAUUGGUGUUUCAGCCGAUCGAUCGAGUCAUCGCAAUCUGAAGCUCACUCUUCUAAUACUCCUUCUACAUUGAAAGACCUCUGGAACAAGAUUUCCUCCAAAUCUACUCAUAAUUCCUCCGGCUCGAAUCUCGAAGUCGUCGUUGAUUUCGCCUCCGAUAAGAUGAAUAAAGCUUGGACUAAUUUGGAAAAAGCGCCUGCAGGAAGUUUAAAGAACAAACUUCACGGGCUAGGGUUGUGGCUUCUUUCUCGUGUUAAGCCUUCGGAGAUCUUUUUGAAAUCCAUUCCUAAGGAGGUAACGCGUGUCGACAUCACCUAUCCCUCAAGUUUAAAUGGGCGGCUUGUUCGGCGGAGGCUACGUCAUAUUGCCUCGAGGGGGACUAUCAUCCACAGGAAGUACUUGUAUGGAUCAGCUACAUUGCUUCCACUGACAUCAUUUUUCAUGGUGCUACCCUUGCCUAAUAUACCUUUCUUUUGGGUCUUAUUUCGGACAUACUCUCACUGGAGAGCUCUUCAGGGAAGUGAAAAUCUUCUUCGAUUAGUUACAAACAGCUCCUAUCAACAGGAGUCAGAUAAAGGUACAACAGACAAGAGUACAAAUAUAAAAGAUGACCCUCAGAGAACGAACAACUGCUUUAGUCCCCCAUGGGUAUUAUUGCCAUCAGAAGACCUUCAAAAGCUUAUUCGAUCUGGAGAAUCUAAUGAUGGUUUGAGUGAGCCGACCAUAUCUGAUAUCUGCCAGAGAUUUAACUUGAACACAAUGGAUGUUAUUAAGUACAAACACUCACUGUAGCUGACUUUUCCCAAGUGCUGCAAGUCAUUCCAUAUCAAUCUGGAAAGAACAGGUCAUGAGAAUUUGAGCAGCUUCUCUGACUCUAUAAGACUAUGGGGAACCAAGAAAUUCAUCUUAAUCUUCGCAAUUACUACAGGAGUACACAACAAAAUGUUUUUUCUCCUGUAUUUUCAUUGAAUGCUGGGAAGCUGCCCUGGUUCAAUAAAUUCUGCCUCUAUAUACAUUUGUUCCCUUGUGACAUGUCUUGGAAUCGACAAGACAAAAAUGACAAACAUUAGGACAAUAUCUCCAUCCACUGUCACUAACAUACAUGUUACCUAUAGGUUUCUUUGAUUCAGUCUGCAAUAAUAUCUUCCUAGAAUUAUAGCUUACUGUAGUAAACUAGAAAGCUAUAACUCUUCAUUUUGUUUUAGUGGUUGUCAAGAGGCUUAGUUUCAAAAUUGUGGAUUCGUAUAAACCGAAACUGUAUUAGAGCGUUUAGGCUCUUGAUUCUGAAUGUUGGAUGUAAUUGAUAGUUUUUAAGUUCAGACUUCAGAUGUGCAUUAAACCAUACCAAAUGUGAA
Messenger RNA from Solanum dulcamara, 1571 nucleotides. RefSeq lists its product as uncharacterized. The transcript is spliced from 8 exons. The record is from RefSeq and is a predicted model, not a curated record. Lineage: Eukaryota; Viridiplantae; Streptophyta; Magnoliopsida; Solanales; Solanaceae. Bases 178 to 1008 code for a protein of 276 amino acids. Gene Ontology annotation, cellular component: mitochondrial inner membrane. Gene Ontology annotation, biological process: potassium ion transport; proton transmembrane transport.